Oxyura jamaicensis (ruddy duck) is the source of this 897-nucleotide messenger RNA. RefSeq lists its product as uncharacterized. Lineage: Eukaryota; Metazoa; Chordata; Aves; Anseriformes; Anatidae. The transcript has 4 exons. The coding region runs from base 1 to 852 and encodes 283 amino acids. The record is from RefSeq and is a predicted model, not a curated record.
AUGACGCCUCUGUGUUCAUCCAGCUUCGGAGGCUGCGGGAACAGCCCGAGCUGGGAGUCGAACACGACUCUGCUGAAAGCGGGCCGUGCGUUGUCGAUCCGGAUCGGUCUACGUUUUAUCGACCGCAUCUCUUGGGGGGGAGGGAGGGAAAGGGGGAAGAGGAGGAUUUGCUCUUCCUCUGAAGCCCUCCUUGGGUUUAUCUGCAUCGUUUUGCUCGAGCCCAGCGGGAGCGGCCGCCUCACCGCCGUGCAGGUCUCUUCAGAGCUUUGCUUGGGAAGUCCGCUCGCACCACGCAGCGCGCCGGGCCGAGCCCGGCUGCCGCCGGCGUACGGCGCUGCUGGGUCAGAGGCACCGCACCCCGCGCCUCUCCGAGAAGGGACACGCAGCCCCGGGCGCUGGCACGGUGUUAACUGCCAGCCUAAGGACUGGGUGGUUCGCUCCCCCGCUUCCCCCCUUCACCCCUCUCUUCUAAAGGGAGAUUCACGGAGAAAGUCUCUGAUGAACUUCUACGGCCGCUUUGUAAUCUCGCGUCGUUUAUGGUACGGAGUAAAGGAACCCGCAUGCACGCAGGGUGGAGUGGGAAAACGAAGGGCUCUGUCGUUUGGAGCCAAUAGUUUUCCAGGGGUCGUGACUACGAGGCAGCUCUCCGAGUCGGCUCCAAAGGGAGGGAGGAAGGAACGCAGGGAGGGUCACUACACUGAGGCUUUCCCACGGUCGCUCCACCACCUCCUUAACACUGGGAUAACGAAACACCCGUGGAGAGAGGAGCCAUCAGACAAAAGGUCAAGACUGGAAGCUAAAAAUCCAUUUCAAAAGGCAGAGAAAAGAAAUGAACAGCAACAACAACAAUGACAAAAAGCCAAAAGACUCCUCAUUUACGCAGCCGAGCUUUUCAAG